AUGCACGGGCCCAGAGGGACCGUCACCUUAUGUUGGUCCAGGGGCCCAGGGAGACCGUCACCUUACGUUGGUCCAGGGGCCCAGGGAGACCGUCACCUUACGUUGGUCCAUGGGCCCAGGGAGACCGUCACCUUACGUUGGUCCAGGGGCCCAGAGAGACCGUCACCUUACGUCGGUCCAGGGGCCCAGAGAGACCGUCACCUUACGUCGGUCCAGGGGCCCAGGGAGACCGUCACCUUACGUUGGUCCAGGGGCCCAGGGAGACCGUCACCUUACGUUGGUCCAGGGGCCCAGAGAGACCGUCACCUUACGUUGGUCCAGGGGCCCAGAGAGACCGCCACCUUACGUUGGUCCAGGGGCCCAGUGAGACCGUCACCUUACGUUGGUCCAGGGGCCCAGGGAGACCGUCACCUUACGUUGGUCCAGGGGCCCAGGGAGACCGUCACCUUAUGUUGGUCCAGGGGCCAGGAGAGACCGUCACCUUACGUUGGUCCAGGGGCCCAGGGAGACCGUCACCUUACGUUGGUCCAGGGGCCCAGGGAGACCGUCACCUUACGUUGGUCCAGGGGCCCAGGGAGACCGUCACCUUACGUUGGUCCAGGGGCCCAGAGAGACCGUCACCUUACGUUGGUCCAGGGGCCCAGGGAGACCGUCACCUUACGUUGGUCCAGGGGCCCAGGGAGACCGUCACCUUACGUUGGUCCAGGGGCCCAGAGAGACCGUCACCUUACGUUGGUCCAGGGGCCCAGGGAGACCGUCACCUUACGUUGGUCCAGGGGCCCAGAGAGACCGUCACCUUACGUUGGUCCCGGGGCCCAGGGAGACCGUCACCUUACGUUGGUCCAGGGGCCCAGAGAGACCGUCACCUUACGCUGGGUCCAGGGGCCCAGAGAGACCGUCACCUUACGUUGGUCCCGGGGCCCAGGGAGACCGUCACCUUACGUUGGUCCAGGGGCCCAGGGAGACCGUCACCUUACGCUGGGUCCAGGGGCCCAGAGAGACCGUCACCUUACGUUGGUCCAGGGGCCCAGGGAGACCGUCACCUUACGUUGGUCCAGGGGCCCAGAGAGACCGUCACCUUACGUUGGUCCAGGGGCCCAGAGAGACCGUCACCUUACGUUGGUCGAGGGGCCCAGGGAGACCGUCACCUUACGUUGGUCCAGGGGCCCAGAGAGACCGUCAACUUACGUUGGUCCAGGGGCCCAGAGAGACCGUCACCUUACGUUGGUCCAGGGGCCCAGAGAGACCGUCACCUUACGUUGGUCCAGGGGCCCAGGGAGACCGUCAUCUUACAUUGGUCCAGGGGCCCAGGGAGACCGUCACCUUACGUUGGUCCAGGGGCCCAGGGAGACCGUCACCUUACGUUGGUCCAGGGGCCCAGGGAGACCGUCACCUUACGUUGGUCCAGGGGCCCAGAGAGACCGUUACCUUACGUUGGUCCAGGGGCCCAGGGAGACCGUCACCUUACGUUGGUCCAGGGAGACCGUCACCUUACGUUGGUCCAGGGGCCCAGAGAGACCGUCACCUUACGUUGGUCCAGGGAGACCGUCACCUUACGUUGGUCCAGGGGCCCAGAGAGACCGUCACCUUACGUUGGUCCAGGGGCCCAGGGAGACCGUCACCUUACGUUGGUCCAGGGAGACCGUCACCUUACGUUGGUCCAGGGGCCCAGAGAGACCGUCACCUUACGUUGGUCCAGGGGCCCAGAGAGACCGUCACCUUACGUUGGUCCAGGGGCCCAGGGAGACCGUCACCUUACGUUGGUCCAGGGGCCCAGAGAGACCGUCACCGUACGUUGGUCCAGGGGCCCAGAGAGACCGUCACCUUACGUUGGUCCAGGGAGACCAUCACCUUACGUUGGUCCAGGGGCCCAGAGAGACCGUCACCUUACGUUGGUCCAGGGGCCCAGGGAGACCGUCACCUUACAUUGGUCAAGGGGCCCAGGGAAACCGUCACCUUACGUUGGUCCAGGGGCCCAGGGAGACCGUCACCUUACGUUGGUCCAGGGGCCCAGAGAGACCGUCACCUUACGUUGGUCCAGGGGCCCAGGGAGACCUUCACCUUACGUUGGUCCAGGGAGACCGUCACCUUACGUUGGUCCAGGGGCCCAGGGAGACCGUCACCUUACAUUGGUCCAGGGGCCCAGAGAGACCGUCACCUUACGUUGGUCCAGGGGCCCAGAGAGACCGUCACCUUACGUUGGUCCAGGGGCCCAGGGAGACCGUCACCUUACGUUGGUCCAGGGGCCCAGAGAGACCGUUACCUUACGUUGGUCCAGGGGCCCAGUGA
Molecule: messenger RNA, 2289 nt
Organism: Oncorhynchus kisutch (coho salmon)
Lineage: Eukaryota; Metazoa; Chordata; Actinopteri; Salmoniformes; Salmonidae
Product: collagen alpha-1(I) chain-like
Exons: 1
Coding region: 1-2289 (762 amino acids)
Source: RefSeq, a predicted model, not a curated record